This is a messenger RNA of Cavenderia fasciculata, 1761 nucleotides long. RefSeq lists its product as uncharacterized. The transcript has a single exon. The record is from RefSeq and is a predicted model, not a curated record. The coding region runs from base 1 to 1761 and encodes 586 amino acids. NCBI's taxonomy places the organism in Eukaryota, Evosea, Eumycetozoa, Acytosteliales, Cavenderiaceae.
AUGAAUGAUGAUGUCAAUAGAAUAGUGAUAUUAGAUCCUGUAGUUGUAUCAAAGAUUAUAACGUAUUGCUUUUAUUCAUCGCAACAGUUUAGAUUUAAACUAUCAUUGUCUCUCGUCUCCAAGAGGUAUCAUCGGUUGAUUGGAUGUCUCAACACGACAUGUGACCUUGUACCACCAUCGACAACAUCACGUGCAAAGCAAGAUUGUCAGUUAUUGAGUCAUCUCUCUAAUCAGUACUGCAGCUUAAACACAAUCAACAAGUUAAUAACAAAUCAAUCACAGUUGAAUUCAUUGGCACAUGAUAUUGAAGUUUCAUCUUCCAAUACAUCAUCUUUAUCUUCUUCAUCUUCUUCUUCAUCCUCUACAUCGCCUUUAUUAUAUACAUCAGAUAAUGUAUUAAAAUAUGUUGGAGAAUUGAUUAUCGAUGAAACUACGUCAUCGUCGAUGGCAUGCUCGUUGUCAAGUCAGGCACAACAGUUGAUUAAGCAUAUUGACCAUUUGUACUCGUUUAGACUAAGGUCUGCACAUCUCGGUCUACAUGCAACUCUGUUGCAGUCACUACUAGAGACAAAUAUUAAAGAGUCGUUGGAAGAGUUAGAGAUAUGGCAGAUUGUCGAUUCGUCAGUCGUAUCAUCGGCGAUUGAUAUCAUCAAAAGUAUGAUGUUGCCAUCUAUCAAAUCACUCAAGUUGAUAUUAUACGACUCGUUGGAUCUACUAAAGAUAUUUGAUAUAUCAGACCUGGGUGGCGGUGGUGGUGCCACCGUCCCCAAACAGACACUUCAACAGAGCUUCUCCAUCAACCUACCGAAUCUGACUCGCCUGUGUCUGUCAAUUCGUUUGAUGAACAUGUUUCUCAGUGCUCUUGGAUCAGGUUCGACAAACUCGUCUACUUGUAAACUACAGUCACUCCACAUCAUCCACGACAAGAAUACCAAACAAUUUAAUAGCAACCGAUCGGCUUUAGUCAGUUUCCUCACCGAUAACACAUCACUGACUAAAUUGUCUGUCCCAUUUGCACUCGACCAUCGACUGGUUGACGCCAUCGACCGACAUCCAUCGAUCCAACACUUGCGCAAGGUUCGUGAUGCCGCGCCCAUCAAAUUCCCCAAACUACGAUCGAUUGGAAUCUACCAAAUGACCGUCAACAAUGGAGGACUAGACUACGGCGGACUAUUCCAAAAACAAGUGUCACUAGACAACCUUGAAAUAGAUACUACCAACUCUCAAUUGGAAACGAUUAAAUUAGAUCACGAUGUACAUAUAUACGAACAAACUCUAGUGAAAUAUCUUCGGGUCACCUCGACUCUUGUCACAAUUCAAUGUGGUAUAUCAGAUUCUAUACUUCAAGCCAUUCGAUUAAAUCAAACCAUCAAACAUCUUUCAUUCAUCUCCAAUUCCAAUGUAAAUAAUUUACAAGAUAUUAUAAAAUUAAUUAAUAUCAUUCCUCAACAUUUUAACAACAACAAUAAUAAUAAUAAUAAUAAUAAUAAUAAUAAUAAUAAUAAUAACUAUACUACCAAUAAUAAUAUAAUGACAAUUAGAUUUAUGAUAUUAAUGAAUCAACAACAAGCAAGACUUGAUAAUAUUAAUAAUAAUGCUGCAGCUGCUGGAGGAUCAAAUAUAACAACUGUCCUCAACCAACUAUUUGAUCAACUACGCAACUACCUUGACCUACAACCAUCCAUGUAUAAAUUGAUGAAUUUCAGUAUAUCUAAAUUCAAAUUAAAUCAAAUACUUUUAAUUGAAUUUCAACAGAAAUAA